Schistocerca cancellata (South American locust) is the source of this 5373-nucleotide messenger RNA. RefSeq names its product activator of 90 kDa heat shock protein ATPase homolog 1. Gene Ontology annotation, cellular component: cytosol. Gene Ontology annotation, biological process: positive regulation of ATP-dependent activity; protein folding. Gene Ontology annotation, molecular function: protein-folding chaperone binding; ATPase activator activity. Lineage: Eukaryota; Metazoa; Arthropoda; Insecta; Orthoptera; Acrididae. The coding region runs from base 209 to 1234 and encodes 341 amino acids. The record is from RefSeq and is a predicted model, not a curated record. The transcript has 10 exons.
UCUUUGGAAUUUAAGCUUGUGUUUCCAGAAGUUGCGAGAUGCGGGUGUGAUUGUUAAAUUAGUACUAAAGUCUGAUUGAAGUCAGUAGUUUAGCGAAAAUAAUUUUUGAAGGAGUUUCGUUGUUUGCUGUACAGACUGUGAUAUAGAUUGUGUCACCAUCUAAUUCUUAAUUUUCGAGGACCCUCUCAGCGUCUACCGGUCACUCGAAAUGGCUAAGUGGGGUGAAGGUGAUCCCCGAUGGAUUGUUGAAGAACGACCAGAUGCAACAAAUGUCAACAACUGGCAUUGGACAGAAAAGAAUGCCUGCCAGUGGUCUGUUGAUAAACUCAAAGAAUUGUUGACAGGUCUGAAAAUUGAAAAUGCACUUGCUAAAUGUCGUAUAACAGAGGUGGAGAAAUGUGAGGGAGAAGCAGUAGCAAACAACAGAAAAGGGAAAUUAAUAUUUUUUUAUGAAUGGGAAUUGAAGCUAAAAUGGAAAGGUUGUCUUCUUGAUUCAAAGAACACAGAAAUAGAAGGCACGGCAGAAAUUCCUAAUUUGAGUGAAGAGUAUGAUGCAUCAGAAGUUGAUGUGGACUUCAGUGUAAAAACUCACAGUGUGGAGGCUGACAGACUGAAAGAAAUUAUCGCCAAAGAUGCAAGGGAUGUUAUUCGAAGUCAGUUGGCAAAAUAUAUAAAAGCAUUAAGGGAAGAAUUUGCUAAGGGCAUGAUACUGCCAAAGAAAGAGGAUGAGCAAGCAACAAAACAAGACAGCCUUGCUAGCUUAACUGCUGGUUUCAAAAGCAAGGUUCAAAUGGACAGUCCAAGCAAAGAAGGGUCAUCAAAGAAACUGAGCACAACUACUUUGACAAUGUCUGUGAAGCUCCAGUGCAGGAAGGAAGAAGUUUACAAUGCUCUCACAAGUAUUGAGCUAGUACAGGCUUUCACCAAUGGUCCUGUUGUGAUGGAAGUGAAACCUGGUGGAAAAUUCGAGCUCUUUGGUGGAAACAUACAUGGAGAAUUUUUGGAGUUGGUUCCUAAUGCUAAGAUCUGUCAGAAAUGGAGGUUCAAGGGAUGGCCCGAUGGUCAUUUCUCAGACGUCACAAUGGACAUAGAGGAGCUAUCGGACUGUACGGAGGUGAAACUGGUACAGAAGGAUGUGCCAGAAAGUGAAAUGGAUACUACUAAAGAAAACUGGAAUCGGUACUACUGGGAUGCUAUGAGGAAAACAUUUGGAUUUGGAGCAUUCUUCGUGUGACUGGUGGAUAUUAAUCACAAAGUUUGCAGGAGGAACUGACCAUUCAUGCAUUCUUUUUUUUAUUAUUUAAUCUUUAGAGACUCAUCAGUUGUGUGUUAAAUCUUGUGAGCAAUAAUAAAUGGUGCCCUGUUGUGUUGCGCUACAAUUUAUAUGAAACUAUUGCGAGUGUGUUAAGUUAUUGUUGCUUGAGGACAUUAUUAGUAUUUGUAUUUGGACUGGUUGGCUUGUAGGUUGCAGCCUUCUACGAGAAGAAAACAAAUGUUUUCAAAACGUACUGUUGUGUGUUUAAUUGUACUAUACGACAUUCAUCAUAAGAAUAAACCUCAUGUAGACAAUACACUAUGUAUUCUUCCACAUUUGGUGGAACUUCAUUGGAUUUCGUUUCACGUGGAAUUGAAGCCAAGCUGUCUAAAGUACAGUAGAGUACAAUAAUGAGGAUACAUUAUGUGCUGCGUGUUACGCAUACAUCGACUCGGUGAUAAUACGUGACAACAGCUUUACUGGCACAUUUAACAUGGACAGCACUGCCCAGCCACCUGGUCUGACUAACCUGCAGUGAUGUGAACAGUUGCAGUAAAGAUGUAAAAAGAGAUGAGCAGAGAACGAUGUAGGUUUGAAUGUCAUUUAAUUUUAAAACAGAAGGAAAUAAUGGUAAAACUCGAGCAAUACGCAUCUUAGGUGAUCUGAUGCUCACGAUCUUAGCAAACAUAGAAUUGUAAUUAAAAACAAGAGUGAUGAAAUUUCCUUACUUUAACAAGGGUAAUUUUUCUCCUUGAGCUAUGUGUGGUGUAAAAGCGUUCUGCUGGGAGUUAACGGUGUAGUUAAAUAUUGAAGCCACUGAAGGUAUUACUGUCAGUUGCCUGAUAAUCUAGAACUCCCUCCAUAUCAAACUCCAAGGAAUACAGUACUGCUACAUUGAUGAUCAGGUGAUCAGCAACAGAAUCUCAGGCCACCAAAAAGUCCCCAUGUCCUCCUACUCUUCUAUGAUGUUCUGUUCUGCAUUUUGCCAUCAUUUGGCAGCAACGUGUCAGGUAGCUUCGUCAAUUAAUUCUAGUACGUUUGGCAGCUUAAAUACCUUAUUUUUCACAACAAAUCCUUUAACUGAACUCCAGAUCAAUUCUAUUUAGCCCAGAUUGCAGUGUUAAGUUGACAACGGUUAAAAUGCAGCAUUUGUACAGUGUGGUAGUUGAUAUGAAAAUUGCUGUUUUCCAUGUUUCAAUGAUGCUUAUCACUCUGGCUUGUGAGAGACCACAUCUGUCCUACAAAACAAUGGGCAUAUUCAAACAAAGAAUAUCUGGUUUUUCAUUUUUCUAAAAAAAAAUUGAUUUUUUUUACUUCAACAAUAUUUAAAAAACUUUCAUAAAAUAUCGAUAAUUAAGAUUGUGCAUUUGCAAUGAAAACAAGAAUUUUGCAUGUGCUAUGUAAUUAGUAGGGACCAGAAAAUGUAGCACCUAUGUUUUGCAAAAUUCGCAUAUAUUUUUGUCGAGAUUUGCAACUGUUUUCUUUAUUUGUAAAUGAUUAGAGGCACAAAUUUAAAAGGCUGUUGUGCUACAUGAAUGAAGACAAAUUAUUAGUUCUUUAAAACUAUUAUUGAAAAAAGUGCUGAUUGGGGACUUUUUGACUGGAAUGUCUGUUUUUGCAAAAACUUGCACCUUUUUCUUCUGAAAUGAACUUUGCUUUCUUCGUUUGAGUGUAUUUAAGCUUUCAAAACUGGCUGUUCUGUUGAAAAGCAGCACCAUUUUCCCACCAGUUACAUGAAUGCAUCUCUGAGAUAAGUUGUUUCAGGACCUUAUUUGUCUUUUCCUGCCCAAUUUGAAGAUCGAAAAAUCUGCAGAUUACUAAUUUUGACCUUUUAUGGGCUUUCAUAGUCCUGCUUGACAAUCCCACAGCUAGAACUGGCAAAUACUUAGCUUAGAAAUAGAACUGAAAGAACAGCAACUCGAUUUUAGCAUUAGGGGAAGAAUUCCAGUGCCAUCAAAAAAGUUAUAGAUUUUGUUUCCCAGUCGCUAUAGUGCAGUGGGCAGGAGUUAUAGGCUAUAGUCACAGAUGGCCGCAAGCGUGAACUGAACACAAUGUUGCUCACCAAAUAGGGAGUGCUGGUGCUGGGAAACAAGCCCCGCCUCCAUUUCACUGGGCAGCAGCCUCCAACAGAACUGGCACAUUGUCAUAGGGAUGGCCCAAUCUCUUCUGGUGUUGUAAAGGUUGUAAUUGGAAGACCUGAUGGACCAGGAUUAGUCACUUCACCUAUUUCAAAAGAAGAAAAGAAAACGAUGAGCAACACUCAACACAAAGCAUUUGGGGACGGCUAUCGUGCAAUGGAUUGUUGAAGUGAGCAGAGUAUUGUUAACGAUGUAGUUCAGGCCCAAUCUCUAGUGGUAUUAGAUGCAACUACAGUUAAAAACAUCCGCCACCUAAUUUGCCACGUUAAAACUGUCCGCAUUAUACUGUCUUUCGAGCUAUAGGUAACAAAUGUGUACGUUUCUUUCUUGUAAAAUGCUAGGUCCCAUCACUGAGUACUACAUUGCAUUACGCGACGUGCCUUAAACAGACCAUUCAACCGCCCACAAUUGGCAUGCCAUCAGAACAUUGAGUGAGUUCAUACACUUCAUUUUGCAAGUACGUUCUUGCGCUCAUUACCUUCCCAAAUUGGGCUUAGCCAGAUGAUUUAAAAUGCCAGUAACUGCUUACAUUGCCCGUAUUAUAUGCAGAAAAUAAAACUAUUUCGAAGUAUCUCUGAUAAAUAGCUCAUGUGGUUUCAUUUCACUAUGAAACAGUUGAUUACAUAAUUUUGUGUUUUCACAUUUUGAGGCAGAGUUCACAUCUAUUUUGCAUUUAUCGUAAAAUGCAAAUUUUUCUGGUCCUUAGUAAUUAGAAAAUAAAAGACGUGCAUUUUUCUUGAAAAAAUGAUGGUUAAGGAUGAGUUAAUUACCCUAUAUUUGAUGAAUUUCAUAUUUAAAUGAUUUAGGUAUUCAAACUGAAGAAAAAGUUGUAGACCACAACAGGUUUUGAUCUGCUGCCAGCUAUGACGCUACUGAAUACACCACACAUAAAUUACUCUCCCUUAUAUUUAUUACAUAGUUUUUCACAAAAAACGUCGGCUGGAUUUUCUCUGUAAUCUUGUGAAAAACAUUAAGAGCUACUAGUUUCUAGCCAUUAAUGGUGUUUCAUACACAUUUCACUAUGAAGCAAGAAGCAGUGUAGCCCAUUUCCACGGUACAUACGAACGACGAUACAACCAGAGCACAAGUAGUGCUUACAGAUACUGUGACUGUACCUGAUUUUUGAAGUAAAAAUUGCAUAGCUAAAGUGCAAUUCAGAAAAAAACAUCCAUGGCUGUUAAUACAUCAGAAUGUCUUAGUUUCUUUUACAGUGGCAUAGUAAUAAGAUUUCUAAUACACAAGUUGGACCUACUUCGAAGAGUGAACAACGCUGGUGUAAGAGAGCUACGGCUGCUGACAAAUUGUCGCAUUUGUGUCUGUUUACAUCAGAUUUAUUCUUAUGAUGAAUGAAGUAUAGAUUAUUUCUGUUGUGUAAUGUUAUGUUUGCUGCCUUGCUGCUGGUGAUAACGUUCCAUUUGCAAGUACUUAAGUCAGUAAAAUGUUGGUAAGUGAUAAGAUGUUCCUCAAACACUAUACAGUGUAUAUUGUUUUGCCACAAUAUCUACAGUAGUUUUGUAUUAAUGUCUCAAAGUAUCUUCCAUGUCCUAGCCAAUGACGCUAACUUGAAGGAAUUUCCUUAAGAUGCAAAAAUGAUCAUGGGCAAAGGAAUGCAAACAUUGAACGUUUCACAAAUUGUACAAAACUUGAAAACCUGUAAUAAUACCUGUAAGGUAAUUUAAUACAGAUACAUGCGGUAAAUGAAAUAAACUGCUGGAGAAAAAGAUGUGGGUGAAUCAUAACUUGUUGAUUUGUAAAUGAUACAGGGUGUUGAUUUAUGAAGAAGAUCUAAAACAUCAGUCGUCCAAAAUGUGAAAGUUUUGAAAGCCAGAACAUACAUGUUCAAUUAUGUUUUAGAUAUUGACACAUUGCUACCUGCUCUCCCACCCCCUUCCCGUUUAUUACUGAAUGUGGUAUUAAAAUUCUUUGUUUAUGCCUUUUCUGUAGAAUUUAGGGUAGUAAAAUGUCGAAUUUAGAAUUAAA